Molecule: messenger RNA, 6528 nt
Organism: Micropterus dolomieu (smallmouth bass)
Lineage: Eukaryota; Metazoa; Chordata; Actinopteri; Centrarchiformes; Centrarchidae
Gene: cables2b
Product: Cdk5 and Abl enzyme substrate 2b
Exons: 10
Coding region: 46-1671 (541 amino acids)
Biological process (GO): regulation of cell cycle
Source: RefSeq, a predicted model, not a curated record
UCUCGAGCCGAGCCUUCAGUUGACUUCCUCGGUGGGACAGAGACCAUGGCGGCGGCGGCGGCUGCUGCCUGUGGCCCGCACAGCGCUGCGAUAACGGCCGCUGUUAGCGGCAAGAAAACGCACAGUAACAGGGAACACAGUCGGAGGAACCGGGAGAACUCUCGCCGGAGACAAGCGGCUCUUUUGUUUCUCAGUAACAUCUCCCUGGACGGACGACCAGUUAACGACCAGAGUAAUUCAGCCGAGAAUGCAGGAAGCCGCCAGCACAAAGAGACCGACUUGGAGGGAGCCGACUUCGGCUCUGCGGUGGCGACACCGACCGGGUUGUGCCCGGAGCUGGGAAACGGCAGCUACGGGACAUUCUCCAGUUUGGCAGCGUCCGUGAGCUGCGGGAACGUCAGUCCCUCCCCGGCACAGAGGACACUCCUCAACAUACCGCCUAUCCUGGUCCUUCCGUCGGACACGGGGUUCAACGAUGUGGGGAGCGCGGAGGUGUUGGUGGAGUGCCGCAGAGGCUCGUUCCCCCCACCGGGGAACAGUAACCUGCUCUCGCCGUCCCCGUCCAACGUCAGCCUGCUGCCGUCGCCGAUGGGACCGCGGAAAUCUUCCACAUUGCUGUCAGUUCAGAGCUGUAACUCUGUGUCCUCAGAGCCGCGACAAAGGACUCGUAACCUCUCUGGUGGAUCUCCCAGACCUCGACACACCAAGAAGAUCCACUUCAUCAAAAAUAUGAAACAGUACGACACGAGAGGCAGCAGGAUCGUAAUGAUCUGUGCCAAGAGAUCUCUGUGUGCUGCCUUCUCUGUUCUGCCCUACGGGGAAAGUUUCUACCUCAGUGACCCGACAUUAAACCACCCCAGGAGGAGGCACUCGUCUGGUAACAUUUCCACCACCCUGGAGAUGCUGCCGGGGCUAGAGGGCUUUCAACUGGAUACCUACGGCAGGUCUGUGUCGUAUGCCCAGUUCCUGUACCCCACCAAUGCCCUAGUGAGGCAGAAGCCGUCGUCGACCAGCAACCUAACGCUGCAGAUUCCCAUGUCCCGGAGCACACACAGCAUGUCUGGCAGGAGCUGCCCACCCAGCAGACUGAGCAGCACCGUGGGACUGGACCUGGGUGUGGAAGAUGUGACAGAUUACGAUCCUAACAUCCUCAAUGACCCCCAGUGGCCUUGUGGGAAACACAAGCGGGUGCUGAUCUUUGCCUCCUACAUGACGACAGUAAUAGAAUAUGUCAAACCGUCCGAUCUGAAGAAAGACAUGAACGAGACGUUUAAGGAGAAGUUUCCUCACAUUAAACUCACCCUCAGCAAGAUACGCAGUCUGAAGAGAGAGAUGAGAGUAGUAGGGGAGGAUUGCGGCAUGCAGCCCGUCACCAUCGCAAUGGCGUUCGUCUACUUUGAGAAGUUAGUGCUGCAGGGUCGACUCAAUAAACAGAACAGGAAGUUGGUGUCAGCUGCCUGCAUCCUACUGGCUGCUAAGAUCAGCAGUGACCUAAAAAAACAGGAGGUCAAACACCUCAUUGAUAAGCUGGAGGAACGGUUCAGGAUCAGCCGGAGGGAACUCAUUUCGUUUGAGUUCACCAUCCUGGUCGCCCUGGAGAUGGCGCUCUACCUCCCUGAGAGUAAAGUCAUGCCACAUUACAGACGGCUGGUGCAGCAGCAGCAGUCGUAGCAGACACACACAUCGAUCGCUCCCUCCAGGGACUCGCUGCACCUUCCUGCUCCACACUGUGACGGACGGAUCCUCGUGAUGCCUGGCUCAGCGAGAAUCCUCCUCCUCUCUGCUCACAAUGCAGACACCAAAGCUCAUCCACACUGUGAUGGUAGUACGACGGCAGGCCUGGCAAUGCCUGGUUCAGCAGCAGAGCAGCACAGGACGCAACACCUUCUCUUCCUCCCUCAAGCACCAAAGUGACGACACACUGUGAUCAAGGGUGUCUGGCUCGACGGCACGGUCAGAAUUCCUGGAGGUCAAACUCAUCCCCUCAAAAUCACGUCUUUCUUAAAGGAAAUUUUCUUUUUUUUUUAUACCAAAUUUCAUUCCUGUCGGAUUUAAAAAGGGUUUUCUCCUUGCAGCAGAGAUUUUUGCGAUCUGCUGAACACAGCUCUGUAAGGAUUGCUGGGUGAAACUUCACAGCUUUAGAUCAGUUAAUCUGAGUAAUUUAGUCCUCCUUUCUAAAACCUCUGUGCUGAGGCAGGUGAGCAGCAUAUUGACCAAGAAAGAUGUGAAAUUGACUUCCAUACAAAAUCUUACCAGAAGUGCCGUUUCCAAAACAGUUUUCAAACUCACACCCAAUCAAAAUGUUUUCGAGCGCUUUAGGUCUAUUUAUUUUAGAUUUACCCUAAAUUUAAGUCUAACGCCCUAGUCUAAAACUGCUUCGUCAAGUUUGGAGUUCACUGCCUCUGUACCUCUGUGGGCCAAAGUCACUUAGACUGUGAUAUAAUGGCUGAAAUAACACUUGUUAUUUUGGUUCAAAUGUGUUGAGUGAGGUUUGUGCAUUUGACAAUCAUUUUGAAGCAUCCCCAUAUUUUUCUAGAAACUAAAAUUGUGAAAUUUUAUUUGAGGUGAGAAAAUCAGGCCAAGAAAGGAAAUCGUUCCAGCACUGUGGUGACAGCAGUUUCCAGUAUUUCCUUGUGUAUCUUGUCAUCUUGCUGGUCUGGUGUCACUGGUCAGACUCUAACUCACAUUAAUGUCAUGAAAUCAGCGCUUUUCUGUGUGCAGUCCUGGCGUCAUAUUCUUCGUUCUCUCUGAACUUCCAGCUGGCUUCUCAAUUAAUCACACUCGCUCCAAUCAUUAGUUUAUCGAGGAGAAGGAUCACUGGUGGCAUUUUUCAGCAUCAUCCCUCUUUACAGUAACACAUGUGGAGCUGCAGAAGCUCCGCUGGAGGAGUUUAGAUGUUUAAGUGCCUUGGCCUGAGGGCACCUGAAGUGUAGUAGUUCCUGUUGUCUGUCCUUGAAUCCGGCGAUUCAAACCAGCCUCAUCUUCACCUCUCCUCUGUAUUGGUGUCUGUCUCGCUCUCAUGCUGGAGUCCCUCCUCCUUCCUGGUUUGAUGUGAAUGAUCAGCUGCUCACUCUGGUGGUCACAGAGAAGCAGUGCGUCGUUAGGAAAACUACAGCGAUGAGGAGGCAUUCAGAUUAGAGUAAAACAGAUGACAGCAACACUGCUGUCGCCUCUGCCGCAGUGAACACUUCUUGUGACCGCCAAAGGUCUUCUCAAGGAAAAAUCGCUGUGGCAUCCUGAAUAAUUUGUUUCCCUCCCCCGUCCUGUUUGCUUCUUUGAUGUUGCAUAAACACUGCGUCCCACAGCAAGAGUCCAUGUCUGCUGUGAUCUGCAUUUCUAUGCUGAGAAAUGUCAGAACAGGUCAACAAAGCCUGUUCCAAACACUUUUUCAGAUGCACCCUGGAAAAUGCAGCCUUCUUUUUCCACAAAUUUGGGGGACACAACCAGUGUUUCCUUUUGAGGUCUAAUAUCCCAGAAAGGUGGAAAUCAUUAAACUAUGUUUAACACAACUCAGCUGAUGUCACCUCACAGCAGAGGCUGCAAAAUUCAGUUGAUAUAGAUACGAUUUUUAAAUACAGGACAAAAACCUGUCACUUAAUAAGACCGUGGUCUAGAUGUUUCAUUGAUGCUACAGUAGAAACGUAAAUUAAUCAGCAUCUGAUUGCAUCAUCAUGAUAACUAAUUAGUAAAUUUUUGGGGGCAAAAAUCCCCAAAUUCACUGAUUACAGCUCCUCAAAUGUGGAAGUAUCCUGGUCUGUUUGUUAUAACCUAAAUUUUGGGGGGUUUAAGGUUGCCAGUCGGACAAAACAAACCUAACUUGGGCUUUGAGAAACUGUGAUUACCAUUUAUCACUUUUUCACUGACAUUAUAUCGACCGAACAAUUACUUUCACCAUGGAUUAAUCUGUUGUUUUUUUUUUCCUCUCUAGUUAAUGCUCAUCACUUUCUUUUUUAGCUGAUUUUCAUUCAUGCCCCGGGUGGAGACAUGAAAAACAAUGACAGCUGUAAAACAAAUUGGUGAAAACCCUGAAAGAGACACACCAGCUCACACACGGUACAGACAGGUUGGUGCCGACGCUGAAGCUUCUUAAAGGUGACUGCAAACUGCAUCUCAUUUUACAACCCUGAUGAGAAACUGACCUUGUAAAGUCAUCAUUGUGCAGAUGUGGUGUCCGAACAGACUUCCUCAUCCUGUCUGAACUGUGAACAUCAACUACCAAAAAGGCCGUUCUGUUAGUGAACUACCCUAGAAAAACUACUUUUCACUCAUAUUAUUUAUUCUGUUUUUACUGUAUCAUAAAGGGACAAAUAUUUACCCAAACAGAGGCUUUAACAGGAUGUCUGUACCUGUUUUGUUCCCCCUUGUUGCAGCAGUAAAGAACUGGUGUUAGGAAACAGUGGGUAAUUUUAUCUGCUUUACCCACAAACAUGAAGUGGGUGUGUUCUUUUAAAAGUGGUUACCACUUGUGACAACUGCAGGAACACUCCCUGUAGAGCCUCUGUUGUUUUUGCACUUUGCCUUUUUGCUUCACAAUCCUGAAUCUUUGUUAUAACUAAGUAACAAUGGUAAUAAUAUUUUUCUAUUUUAAAUAUGUUAUUGUAUUGCUGUAUAUUGAAAAGUGACCAAGUCACUGAAAAUUAUUUAUUGCUAAUAAUCCUCCAGAUGAGGAAUCAUGUUUUAAACAGAGCUGCGAUUGUGAACCUGCAGACGACAUAAAUCACCAGAUUAUUCAGUUAAAAAACUAUUUUGGCAAAUGUUUUGACUUAAAAUAAGAUUCUUCAUCUUGAGGUUUCAUAUCAAUGUUCUUCCACUGAUGUUAUUUUUUUUUCUCAUGUGUUGAAAAGACUGUUGUUUUUUGGAGUGUGGGUUCAUCUGCACGUGAAUGUUUGAGCAGCAGAUUAACAAGUCGCAUUUGGACUAACAAAAAGAAACCGAUGACGUGGUUUAGGACUCCCUGAGGAAUAAUCUAUAGAUCAGGCUUCUGAUAUAUAACACUCGUUAGGAUUAUUUCAUUGUUGGUUUUGGUCUUUCCAUGGGAUUGAAUGACAAUAAGAACAAUACUGAAUAUUUGCAAACUCAACCUUUUGAAGGACCAUAUCAUUUGAUUUGAUGUGAUUUUUCAUGUUUAGCCUAUUCAGUCUGCACUAAAACUGUGCAUGUUACAAUGCAGACUAAACCUGCAACACAUAGCUGCACGGAUAAGUCUAUUCGCAGAAAAUGAAUUGCCAACUAUUUUGACAAUUGAUUAUAUUCUUUUUUUAGUCCCAUUUCAAGCACAAAUGCUGAAUAUUUGCUGGUUUUAGAUUCUCAAAUGUGAGAAUUUUAUUAUAUUUGGACAAAUUAAAACAGGCAUUUUUCACUAUUGUCUGAAAUUGUACUCGUAAAAUAAUUAUUAGCCAAUACAUAAGAUAAGAAUUCAUUGCAGCCUUAAUGCAGACUUGAGUUUUACUUUUCUGCUCCCUAACUUUUGUACUGUACUGGUGGUUAAUAAAACCACUGGCUGCCUGAAAGAUAAGACGAGCAUUGAAAACACGUAAGUUUUACAACAUCAGGAAUAUAAAAUGUACAUAAUUUGUAGUUAUGAGUCAAAACACCAGUAUGAUCCUUUUUUUUUAAAGAUUUGGUUUCAGUUUUCUCUCUCCUGCUCUAACGAAAGGUUCAAAAGAAGAAUCCACACUCCACACUGCACUGAGACACUUCAGAGCGGAGAUGUAUGUUUUAACUGUUAUCUUUGUGAAAUGUAUAAAAGGGAAAAGUUAACAUCGACGCUUCCUUCAGUUAAGUUGAUGAAAUAUGAAAGACGUUAAAAGAAGCACUACGACAAACGAUAGAGCAGAAACGGCACACAAUCUUCCAAAGUCGUCUUCUCUACAUUAGAGAUUUGUGAAAUUGAUUCUAUGCAGUUUUUAUUCUGUCAGCUGACCUUCAUCCUCCUCCUCUUCCUCCUCAGUGUGUUUACUUUUAAUGUGCCACAGCAUUUCACCUUUUAUUUAAACCUCACAUGUUGUAUUUACUUUGUUUUGUAUCGAGUAAUUGUUGUUUUUAUUCUUUGAGCACUUAAGUCUGUAAAGGGAAAUAUUUACCAAGUGUUUGUCUUCCAUUUAUAAUUAUUGUUUUUACAUUAUAAGUUAAAUAAGAUUUUUUUUAUUGUGUUUGUCUUUUUUUUUUUUUUUUGGACGAGCUAUGCAGCAAUUUAGCAGCGUUGCAAUCAUGACACCACAGGAAGUUUAUGCGUGAAAAUAUUAUUUAUGUUUUGUUGUUGCCACCUUUUCACACCAUGUAUAGUGAUACAGAUGAGAAAAGAAACAGAGGUUAAAGGACUUUGACUUGUGACAAGAGUUGAUAUUUUUGCAAGGUGAAGUUUAUCAACCUGUUUGCAGACACUUGCACUGCAGGACAGUUUGGUAUUCAACACCAAAUGGGACAUGAGUGGAUGAAAUUAUUUUGUAAAAGAUAAAAGACCAUAUACUGUUUAAACUGCCAAUAUUCAAUUCAUGUCAAGUUUAUUUUAAUUAAAAAUAUCAGAAU